UCAUACAAAUAUGUUAAAAACAAAAUUCUUCUCAAUUUUAAUAUUAACUACAACGACAUCUAUAAUGGCGGCUACAAAUAACACUGUAACGAAGGGAAUCAAUGAAAAAACGGAAAAUUUUGAAUUAUUAAUAUUACAUACGAAUGAUAUGCAUGCACGUUUUGCAGAAACAUCCGAAUUAUCAGGUGUAUGUUAUCGACCACCAUGUUAUGGCGGUUUUGCACGUGUAUCCACAAUAUUUAAAGAGGCACGACGGAAUGCUACGACUGGUCAUGGACCCAAAAAUGUUUUAAUAUUAAAUGCUGGCGAUACAUACACGGGUUCAACAUUUUUUACGGUUUACCAUUCAAAUAUCACAACGGAGUUCAUUAACUUAUUGAAGUUUGAUGCUUUGUCAUUGGGUAAUCAUGAAUUCGAUUUAGGAGUAUCAGGAUUAUUACCAUUUAUUGAAGGUGUCGAAAGUCCAAUAGUUUGUACAAAUUUGGACACGACAAAAGAACCACAAUUAACCGCAUCAAAAUUAAAGCGAUCCGUUACAAUUGACGUUAAUGGAAUCAAAGUUGGUAUAAUCGGAUACUUAACAAAUGAAACAAAAUAUAUAUCAAAAGCAGAAAACACAGAAUUUCUGUACGAAGUGGACGCAAUUAAAUUAGAAAGUGAAAAAUUGAAUGCAGAAGGUGUUCAAAUAUUAAUUGCAGUAGGUCAUUCUGGUUACGAAGUUGACAAAGAGAUAGCAGCACGAGUUCCCUUAAUUGACAUUGUUGUUGGUGGCCAUUCAAAUACAUUUCUCUACACUGGCGGACAACCUGAUGUGGAAGUUCCCGAAGGUCCAUAUCCAACAAUAAUUCAACAACCCAAUGGAAAGCGUGUUCCUGUUGUUCAAGCAUAUGCGUAUACAAAGUAUGUUGGAAAACUUUUAGUCGAAUUUAACGAUGGUAAUUUUGUUAAAGCAUCCGGAAAUCCUAUUUUAGUAACACAUGACAUCGAAAAAGAUCCAAUUGUUGAGGAAUUAUUAGAUAAAUAUCGACCUGGUGUUGAGGCUUUAAGACAUCAAGUUAUAGGUCGAACGAAAGUGUUACUCGACAGUCGAACUUGUCGAUAUGAGGAAUGCAAUUUAGGUAACGCGGUAACAGACGCAUUUGUCUUGUACCAUAUGGAUCAAUACCAUGGUGAAUUUUGGACAGAUGCCGCAAUCGGAUUAGUAAAUGGUGGAGGUAUUCGUUCAUCGUUAGAUGGUCGUAGCACCGGUGGAAACAUUACUCAAGAUGACCUAUUAACGACUUUCCCAUUCGGGAACAUAGUUCAAUCAACGAUCUUAACCGGGCAGGAUCUUUUAGACGUUUUACAACAUUCCGCAAAUCAGUACCACUUAGGUGGGUUUUUACAAGUGAGUGGACUUCAUGUUGUUUACGAUUUCAGUGAUCGCGGUAAUAAACGAAUUGAAUCGGUUAAAGUUCGAUGUGCUUCGUGUUUAGUACCAAAAUAUGAACCAUUGGUUUUAGAUCAAAAAUAUAAAGUGAUAGUAACUGCAUUUUUGAUGGCAGGUGGAGACGGCUUCGAUAUGUUAAAAAAUAAAACAUUUAUCAAUGAAGGUAUCGACGAUGCUUCAAUAACUGUUGAAUAUUUACAAAAGUUUAGUCCAAUUACGACUGGUAUUGAAGGGCGAAUUAUAAUCAAAGGUCUGGAUAACGAUGAUGACUCGUAUGAGGGAAGGAGUAGUAAUUCAACGAAGAAUUUAUAUUUAAAUAUAAUUGUCGGUUGUGGAAUUAUUGUAUUUAUUUUAAUUGGUAUUAUUAGUUAUUUAAUGUAUGUACGAAAUCGACGACAACGUUUCGGGUUAGGAUUUUGAAUUUAAGUAAUUCAAUUUAACACAAAUCGGUACUAAAAAAUUAUUUAAAUGAAUGUGUUUUAAGUUCAAAUCAAUGGUGGAUAGUGGCAGACACUUAGGGUCACAACAACAAAAGAAAAUCCUUUGUAAAAAGAAUCACCUCGAAAUGUCGUUUCAUUUGCACCACGAUUCCUGCCAAAAAAAAGUUUCUUUUAAUUUCAAUAGGAAAUCAAUCGCAUUUUUUUAUUAGGGAAUUAAUUUAAAUGUUUUCUGGAAGCAAGUAAUUAACCACAACUUGCUAAAUAUCAUUCCCUUGCAUUCAUAAUUGAAGAAAAUCUUUCAAAUUUUAUGUUCAAUUGUUGAAAGCUAAAAGAUGAGGGCAUAUGAGUCGCUAGAUUGAAUUAUCAAGAGCAAUUAUUGUACUAUUUUCGCCUGAUUGGACUCAUUUCCACCCCACGACAGACACGCUAAUGGGUAGGAACAGAUUAUUGUUAAAAUCAUUCCCGAAUUCAUUGGACUCGUGACGAAUAUUUUAUUUAAGCCUCUUUAAUUCCUUAGUAAUAAUAAUAAGCAAAGCGCUUGGGGAAAAAGGGCGACGGGGAAACUUGACCUAUUGUUGUAAUCCUUUUCACGCUGGACAUAAAAUCAAUAUACUAAAAAACAAGAAAAAACUCAACGAAUACACCAUAUUACAUUAAAGAAGACUUCCCCCGGAUAAUACUAGAAGAAUGCAAGGAAUUAAGCGCCCGUUACAGGAAGAAAGGGUCGAAGGUCGUAAAGCUUUCUUAAAAUAUAAUAAACUUAUUAUUAUUUCUGAAAAACAAGGAAAUCAACAACCCCAAGAAGACAAACGUAACCAAAACUCUAUUAAAAGGAAUCUAUCCGAAUCCCCGGGGAACACGAAGGAAUCCUUAAGA
Messenger RNA from Chrysoperla carnea, 2745 nucleotides. Its product is annotated as protein 5NUC-like. Gene Ontology annotation, cellular component: plasma membrane. Gene Ontology annotation, molecular function: nucleotide binding; metal ion binding; 5'-nucleotidase activity. Lineage: Eukaryota; Metazoa; Arthropoda; Insecta; Neuroptera; Chrysopidae. The transcript has 2 exons. Gene Ontology annotation, biological process: AMP catabolic process. The coding region runs from base 11 to 1849 and encodes 612 amino acids. The record is from RefSeq and is a predicted model, not a curated record.